Hydractinia symbiolongicarpus is the source of this 672-nucleotide messenger RNA. RefSeq lists its product as uncharacterized. The record is from RefSeq and is a predicted model, not a curated record. Lineage: Eukaryota; Metazoa; Cnidaria; Hydrozoa; Anthoathecata; Hydractiniidae. The coding region runs from base 113 to 484 and encodes 123 amino acids. The transcript has 2 exons.
CGCAUCUGAUAUAAAUAAAAACAAGUCUAGAUGAUUUUUAAAUCAAAAUAUACACAAGCAAAAGAAGUAUAACAAGAAACACAGCAACUUAAUCUUACAGGAAAAUCUAACAAUGGUAUCGGCUUUCAUCAGCAUUCUAAUUAUCACCCUUGCUUUUGUCCACUGCGAAGCACACCUUGACAACUGCCCAUCAAAAUGCCAAAGUGAUUUCUCGCAAUGUAUUGCAAUUGUACAAGGUGAGGAUAUCAGUGAAUGUAACAAGUUAAAAACAGUUUGUUAUCAGAAAUGUAGCAGUGCUCUCAAGAGACGUGGACCAGAUGCCAAUGCAAUGGCUUCACAAAGUUCGAACAAAAAAAACAAAAAAUGUUGGGCGAAGUGUAAACUGCCUUCUAAUGUCUGUUCUGAUAAAAAGAAAGUACCUGAAAGACAAACUUGCCGAAACAGAGUGUAUUUAACAUGUUUAUCAAAAUGCAUUCUCAAAUAAAAAAUGUUUUAGGAUGGUGACAAACAUUCACGGACUCAAUAAAAACUUGAGUAACAGAAACUUUUUCUUCCUUGUUACUUUUUUCGACAUCAGACUCUUAUUAAAAUGUUUUAUUUAUGCGAUUUUGUUUAUAUUUGUGUUUGACGUAAUGUAUUUUGCUACUUUAGAAAUAUAUAUAAACAGUUUGU